AUGCAGGUUUUACCACUUAAUAAAGAGGUACUGAGAUUGCCUUACAUAGAAAUGAAGUCAGAGCCUCUCUGGAGCGGUGCGUGGGCUUUUCAAGAACGCGUGCUCUCGCCCCGCAUUUUACAUUUUGCGAGUGAUCAAAUCUAUUUUGAGUGCAUGGAGCAUUUCGUCUCCGAGGAUGGCCUGUUGCUAGACAAUCGUUAUCACACAGUUCACAACAUCGAUCGAGAUACGGGGCUUUUGCACUGGUUUGAACUCAUCUGGACUUAUGGACAGUCAUAUCAAGUCAUAUUAGAAGAUGAAUAUGUCGCAGGGUUUUGGAAGAAGUCAUUAGUCGAGUGUCUCUGCUGGCAAUCUGUGGAGUGCAAGCCAGCAGGCCUGUACCGGGCACCAUCAUGGUCGUGGGCGUCGGUCGAUGGCAUUGUUGGUAUGGGUUUCCAUAUGCCGACGUGGGAAUCAUUCGCGACUAUUCAUAACGUGCAUCUCCAGCUUGAUGGCCCCAAUCCGCUUGGUAAGAUUAGAGAAGCUGGGAUCGAUCUUGAAGCUCCCUUGGUGCCUUUGACUUUGGCGGAAACUCAAGGCGCCACAGGAGAUAUCUUCCUACGGACGAAAGAAGGGAGCGAAGUUGGUUUCUACGCUGGCUUCGACACCAUUCCCAGAGCCUACGCAGCAUCGGCCGAGUUGGUGCAAAGUAUGGAACUAUUUGCCGUUGUACUGGCGGAGACCCGGAUGUUAGAUUGUUCGCCAGAAGAAUGCGGAAAUAGCCCCUGCUAUCACGGUAUCAUUGUUGCGCCUGUUGACAGCAGAACAGAGGAAAUGAAGAGGGUGGGCUUCUUCGUAGCCGGCCCCGAGGAUCUCUCGUUAGCCAGCGUGUCUUCGCACAACAAAACUGUCACAAUAGUGUGA
This is a messenger RNA of Trichoderma virens Gv29-8, 903 nucleotides long. RefSeq lists its product as uncharacterized. Bases 1 to 903 code for a protein of 300 amino acids. The transcript has 2 exons. The record is from RefSeq and is a predicted model, not a curated record. NCBI's taxonomy places the organism in Eukaryota, Fungi, Ascomycota, Sordariomycetes, Hypocreales, Hypocreaceae.